Talaromyces atroroseus is the source of this 1842-nucleotide messenger RNA. RefSeq lists its product as hypothetical. The record is from RefSeq and is a predicted model, not a curated record. Lineage: Eukaryota; Fungi; Ascomycota; Eurotiomycetes; Eurotiales; Trichocomaceae. Gene Ontology annotation, biological process: carbohydrate metabolic process. Gene Ontology annotation, molecular function: phosphotransferase activity, alcohol group as acceptor; kinase activity. Bases 1 to 1842 code for a protein of 613 amino acids. The transcript has 3 exons.
AUGGCUUCGUCUUCGCUACCUUACCGUCGCCCGUCGCGACAGACGUCUCGACAGGCCUCAACAGACGACCGAGAAGCUGUCCAAGCCCAGAUGGAUUACUACAUUGGUAUCGAUGUUGGAACUGGCAGUGCCCGUGCUUGUAUCAUCAAUGAUAAAGGCGACAUUGUCGGACUGGCCUCUGAGAACAUUGGGCUGUGGCAGCCCCAGCAAGGCUACUACGAGCAAUCCACGUCUGAUAUUUGGCGUUGUAUUUGUAUCUCAGUGCAGCGCGCUGUGAGCCAGCACAACAUCAAUCCAUCUUACAUUCGCGGCAUUGGCUUUGAUGCUACCUGCUCUCUGGCCGUGUUCUCGACUGACACCGAUGAGCCUGUUUCAGUGACGGGACCAAACUUUGACACUGACCGCAAUGUGAUUCUCUGGUUGGAUCACCGCCCCGUUGAUGAGACUGACAAGAUCAACGCGACCAAUCACAACUUGCUUCGCUAUGUUGGUGGCCAGAUGUCCAUUGAGAUGGAGGUCCCAAAAGUGCUGUGGCUGAAAAAUAACAUGCCCAAGGAACUCUUUGAGAAGUGCAAGUUCUACGAUCUUGCGGAUGCUUUGACCCAUAUCGCCACUGGAAAUGAGAAACGUAGCUAUUGCAGCGUCGUUUGUAAGCAGGGAUAUGUUCCAGUCGGAGUUGACGGGAGCGUCAAGGGCUGGCAGGAUGAUUUUCUCAAAGAAAUUGGCUUGGAGGAUCUCGUGAACGAGGAUUACAAGCGCAUGGGAGGAGUCGACGGGGUGAAUGGCGAUUAUUUGAGUGCCGGCGAACUCGUUGGUACCCUUUGCGAAAAAGCUGCAGCGGAACUUGGCCUUCCUCCGGGCAUUGCAAUUGGCAGUGGUGUCAUUGAUGCUUAUGCCGGGUGGAUCGGUACAGUCGGUGCCAAGGUCAACCUAGAGGGCGACGAAAUCGACGCGGGCGUCGCAUCGAAUGAUCGUUCUCAAGCCUUCAGUCGUCUGGCCGCUGUUGCAGGAACAUCGACGUGCCAUUUAGCUAUGUCACCGGAUCCAGUCUUCGUUCCCGGUGUUUGGGGUCCCUAUCGAGAUACAAUUAUCCCAGGGUUCUGGAUGGCGGAGGGUGGACAAUCUGCAACUGGUGAACUGCUCAGGCAUGUCAUUGAGACACAUCCUGCAUUCAAUCAAGCCAUCUCCAUUGCCGAGUCAUACCAUACCAACAUCUAUGAGUAUUUGAAUGAGCAUCUGAAAGAGAUGAUGGAAGAUCAGAAGGCACCUAGUAUUUCCUACCUCGGCCGCCACUUUUUCUUCUAUGGUGACCUGUUUGGAAACCGCUCCCCCAUAGCGGAUCCAAGCAUGAAAGGUUCUGUAGUCGGGCUCUCCAGCGAUGAAACUGUUGACGGACUAGCUAUCUUUUACUAUGCCACCUUGGAGUUCAUCGCACUGCAGACCAAACAGAUUGUGGAGACCAUGAAUGAUGCUGGACACACUAUCAGUUCGAUUUUUAUGUCUGGAUCUCAAUGUCAAAACGAGAUAUUGGUCAAGCUCAUUGCGUCCGCUUGCAACAUUCCCGUUCUUAUUCCUCGCUAUAUUCAAGCAGCUGUCUGCCACGGCGCUGCCAUGCUUGGUGCUAAGGCUGCUAGUGCAGACAGUGAAGGCAAAACUGAGGAUCUGUGGACCAUCAUGGACAAAAUGAGUAAGCCAGGCAGGAAAGUCGUUCCUACGACAGACGAGCACGAGAUCGCCCUGCUUCAGGCCAAAUACAAGGUUUUCCUUGAGCAGUGCUACAAGCAAAAGGAAUACCGAAACCUGGUCGACCAAGCCAUCGGAGACUGGAACAAGAAACGCUAA